Elaeis guineensis (African oil palm) is the source of this 1015-nucleotide messenger RNA. RefSeq lists its product as uncharacterized. The record is from RefSeq and is a predicted model, not a curated record. Lineage: Eukaryota; Viridiplantae; Streptophyta; Magnoliopsida; Arecales; Arecaceae.
CUGUUCCAUAGCUGUCAAACACGACACCUCCUUUCUCUCGAUCCACCCUCACUCCCCCUCCUCCUCCGAAGUACCACAGAACAACGGCAGCAACGUGAGGAGGAAGAGAAGAAGCCACCCCUCUUCUUCUUUCUUUUCCCUUCUUCUCCAACCAUGAGCUCCUUCUUCGAGAACUUCCAAAAGAGGAGGUUCUUCCCCACCAUGCCCCUCAAGGAUGACCUCCCCAUCUCCCAAGACCACCAGAAGGACACCCCCAUGACAGGCAUCAGGAGGAGGAUCUCCUCCUUCUCCGUCAAGAUCCAGCCAUUGUCCUCAGCCUCCACCGCGUGGGCCUUCAGGCGGUCCAAGUCCGCGCCAUCCAUGGGGGAGCUCGCCGGUGGCCCUCUCAGGAGGUGGUGGGAUUGGGGGUGGGGGUGGAUCCUCUCGAGGAAGCCGACCUUCGCCCGAGAUAUUGAGAUGAACGGCGAGGAGACGGCGAUGCUCGGGUGCCAAAGCAAGGGGACCUGGCGGCACGUCUUCUACAAGGUGCGGUCGGAGUUCAGGAAGCUCGUCGGAUCCAACACAUUGCCAACCACGCAGAAAUUUAGGUACGAUUCGUUCAGCUACAAGAAUAAUUUCGAUGAUGGGAUGAGAGGAGAGCAGUGAGGAGGGGGAGGCUUUGGGUCUCCGUGGUGUUUCAUACUUAAUUUGUUCUACAUUCUUUUUGUCUCUCGGAGAUGGACCUUGGUGUGCUCAGAGGAAUUUAAAGAUGAGUUGCUUAUGGUGCCAUAAUUCAUCACUUAUAGCUGGUGGAGAUCCAUAAAGGGCACAUAAGAUUGCUAAAGUUACAGAUUCUCCAGCAGUCUCCCGGAGUUGAAUUGGCUUAGAUUGUUCAGAUCUAGCGUGCUUCAAGGAAGCAAGAAUAAUUUUUCUAGAAAUCAUGAAUGUGCCUUCUACGGUCUUCGUUUUUUUUGUUUUUUCCUGCAAUGUAAAUGUUCUAUGUGAUGGAAUGAUUAAGUUUUUUUAAUUUUUUCUU